Molecule: messenger RNA, 585 nt
Organism: Phytophthora sojae
Lineage: Eukaryota; Oomycota; Peronosporomycetes; Peronosporales; Peronosporaceae
Exons: 3
Coding region: 1-585 (194 amino acids)
Source: RefSeq, a predicted model, not a curated record
AUGGUCCCGCCACCAGCAGUAGUAGUGACCUACGUCGAUGUCCCCAUCCCGCCAGCGUCGUCCAAGGCCAUCCGCGUCGUGACGGCGUUCAAGGGCCAGAUCAGCACAUUCAUCAUGGAGGAGCACGAGACCAUCCACGAGCUCAAGCAGCGCAUCGUGGACGACAUGCGCUGCGACUUUCCUGCCGAAGACGUGACCCUCUUUUGGGCGAAGAGGAAGGACCGCGAGUGGCUCAAGACUCGCGACGGAGACUACCAGCUUCCGCGCCCCGGCGGCAUUCCAGACGAAGCGUGGGAGGUCCUGGACAACGCGGACAACGUGCUGGACCCGCAGGCGAUGGUGUCCGAGGAGCGAUUCGGCUUCCGAGGCGUGAACGAUCUCCGGCGUUUUGAGAUCCACGUUCUUGCGCUACUCCCAGAGCACCGCGAGCUGUCGAAGGGACUCCAGCAGGACGCGCGUGCGAGCAAAUUUGGUGUUGGCUGGGCUCGCUUGGCUUGGGAGCGACUGUUGACGAGCUCUAACGCCGUGUUCGGCAACGCGCAGACUGUACUUGGCAUGCACCGCGACGAUUUCAUUGACAUGUGA